UGGCCCCAAGCAUUUUUCCUGUCGACUCCCUGCGUCAUGAUCUCGCGCGUGGGGCUCGCAGCUGCCGCCAAGAGCGGUACGGUCGCUCGAGCUAUCUCGACAGAGACCUACUCGUUCGUUCAAGCUCGCGCCGGGUACCGUAAGGAGAUCGUGUCGCUGCGCAAGGAUUUCAUUGAAGAGGAAAAGCGUCGCAAAGAGAAGCUCGCACGUGAUGCAGAGGCUCAACGCCAGAUAAUAAUGAAGGCUAAAGCGGCCCGACUAGAGGUUAAGCGCCAGCAGCAGGCUAUUCGUGCUAAGGAGGUUGCACGUGAAAGGGCCAUCCACGACGAGAAAGUCAGGAAAUACUUCGAGGAGAAGGUGGUGGUGCGACAGGAGAGGAGUGCCGAGGUGGAGCGCCGUCGUGAGGCGCUGGUGGCCUCGCUGCGCCAGCAGUGUGCCAAAUGGACAACUGAUGAGAACUACACGGAGAAGCUGAAAGAGGACGUUUUUAUUUACUCUCCGCAGCAGAUCUCAGCCCGGGGCUCGCUCGACCCAUCGAACACAUCGGGCAGCGCCGUAUCCUGGCUGGAGAAACUCCAGCGUAUGAAGCCUGCUGGAGUGCACGAUAGCAGCGUUGAGGCCGCUGCGUCUGCCGUGGCAUCAGCUGCCGACGAGGAGGAUGCCAUCACGUACGCCCCCAGCAAUGACGACGACGUGGAAAUGUCCAAGCCGAAGCAGGAAGACGAGUAAUCAGCCAAAGCCAAGAGUGCCCGCCGCUAUUUCUCACUUUUGGCACCAGUACACACUA
Phytophthora infestans T30-4 is the source of this 787-nucleotide messenger RNA. RefSeq lists its product as uncharacterized. The coding region runs from base 238 to 729 and encodes 163 amino acids. The transcript is spliced from 4 exons. Lineage: Eukaryota; Oomycota; Peronosporomycetes; Peronosporales; Peronosporaceae. The record is from RefSeq and is a predicted model, not a curated record.